Messenger RNA from Osmia lignaria (orchard mason bee), 2785 nucleotides. RefSeq lists its product as uncharacterized. The record is from RefSeq and is a predicted model, not a curated record. NCBI's taxonomy places the organism in Eukaryota, Metazoa, Arthropoda, Insecta, Hymenoptera, Megachilidae.
GGAAAACUUCGAUCGCUCCACCCGACUCGAUUGAUUUACAGCAAAUGUGUGUUGGCGUUUAUUAGUAGAUGCGAUCGUUUCGACAAAUGACGAAAAUGCAUGAGUCAUAUUUCUAUGGUUGCGUUAAAGAGAGGGAGGUUCUACAGUAAUUUCACCAAUAAGACCAACAUUCCAGCUGUGCGCCUUCUUGUCAGCAAUGCGCAGUACGCCGCACAUGUUUUAUUAUGGCGCAAAUGUUAUAAAAUUACAUGCAUGCUGUUGUCAGUAACGCUUUUAAUGCGAACCGUAUGUAUUGGCUUCAAGCAACAAAUAUACGCGAAGAAAUGCCGUUGAGUCAAAUAAAUCAAAGUAAUUUCAUCAAUACGAGUGAGAGCGUGAAUCCUGGUACUGAAGUAGCUACGAUUCGUUAUACUGCUCCACCUUCGUAUCAUAACAUUAUUUUACCUCUUGGACAUCCGUCUACUUUAACUGCUGAUCGUGGUGCACCUCCUUCUUACGAGGAAGCUAUAGAUCCAAAUGCUCCUCCACCAUCCUAUGAUUCGUUGUUUGGUCGUAUGAGAGAAGCUCAUAAAGUUUCCAAAGGAGUGUUUGAUUUUUUGAUAAAUGUUAUUGUCUUACUUUUAGGCACCAUUGGAUGUACCAUUAUCUUAGGAGUAACAAUGGCAGUUCCAAUAUGUAUGAUGGUAAUUGGAGGACUUUAUCUAUACGAUUGCCCACAAGGAGAAUAUAUUCCUGUUUAUUUAUUAGUGGGUGGUGGUUUCGGUGUCUUCAAACAGUUAUUACACUUGUCUGCGAAAGUACGUCAACGUCAAGAGGAACGAGAUGAAGAAAGAAUACGACAAUCGCCUACACAAACAUUAAUAAACUGUUUUAUGCUUGGGUGGUUCAUUAUAGGUUCAAUGUGGGUGUACAAAGAGUAUGAACCAAACUAUGAUCCAGCUCUUGGAAAAUACUGUAAUAAGACGUUAUACUUAUUUGCCUUUUGGCUAAUCACAUCAGUUUACAUAUGCUUGGGAGUGAUAACAGCUGGACUUUGCAGCAUUUCAGUAGCAAGCAUUGUGUUUCAGAGACCACCACCUGAUCUGAUGUGAAACGAUACGAUCUCAUUUUAGAGAAAUAGUCAUUUACAAGAUUUAUUAUUUUGGGAUCAAAACGAAAACGAAAAAAAAAAUAUGAAAGAACUGUCUGUGGAUAUUAAGUCACGUCAUAACAGGGCACAAAAUUUCGUCCACGCUUACGUACCUGAGAUGCUUGAAAACAACAAUCUACGAACGGAUGAUUUGCACAUUAAACGCACAUACAAUGCACUCGAGUCUCAUAUAAUUUAAUGUUUGUAAUCGUUCGUAGAGACAUCUCUUCAUUUUUUAAACAUACUUUAUUUGUUCAAUGUAUUAUAUUUUUUUGCUAUUAAUUAAACGUCGAUUAAACAUAGCAAAAGUGCUCUAUCUCUCAGAAUUGGUAUAUUGAGAGAGAGAUAGGGAGACAGAGAGAGAGAGAGAGAGAGAGAGAGAGAGAGAAAAGAAAUGUUUUAAUCGAUUCAGGGCUGUGGAUAUUUCGCAAUAAUCGCGAAUUCUUUUGAUAUUGUGCCAAGAAAUCGCUGAGGCCGUAACAGGCAUGCAUAUGAAAGUACUCGUAAGGCGCCAAGGUGCCCCCCGUAAUGCUUCAGGCGCCCGUGUUCGUCUUACUACUUGCUGUGUAUACCUGUUGUAGACCGAAUUUUCAGCGCACGAUUCGUAACGAUAUUCUUACUUGAGUAGAAUCUCAGGACGUGUCACAAAAUAUUCACAUGAAGGUGUCAUUGAACACUGUGAUACAUACAAAAGAUAAACAAUGAUUUCCCGUCAAUGUGCUAUCACGAAUCACACCGUAGGACUUAAACGGCAGCUGUUUAACAAUCCAGUGCAAGUGAAAAGGGUUCGCUCACUCGUAUAAAAUAGCUUAUUGUUGAAAAGACUGCGAAACAUCGCAACACAUUUUUUAUUCCUUUGCCCUCUUCCUCCGUCCUUUUAAAAAAACUUUUCGACCUCCAUUGAGCCUUUAAUGUCAAUGUAGUCGAAUAACACCGUUUUAUAAAAGAAAGACUUAUUUGAAAACUAAAGGGCGAUAUAUACAAAUGUAUAUUAAAUACAUACGCCUUUUAGUAUUUCGAAACUAUUCAAAUGCCAGUAUUCAUUAGUAUUGUUAGAAGAGGAAACAAAAUUUUUUUAAAGAAAUUGUCACGUUUAAUUGGUAUUUAGGGACCGAUUGAGGAGGAUGAUAAGAACUUUAAAAGUAAUGUUUCUUCCACUUUCAUACAUCUUUACCUACUUUUCAAGCGACUAUUUUCGUCUUCCUAUUUAAAAAGUGUGUAUAUAACGUCGAAACCCCAUAAUUUCUAUCCGUGUUUUACGUUUGAUUUAUUAUACUCUUGGACACACGCUUGCACGCAUGUGAACGGGCAAUCGAGCGAGCUUGCGCUUUUAAAACUUAGAAAUAAAAGAAAACGGAAAAAUACAUGGUGUAAUCUAUGACUAAUGUAAAGUAUCUCAUACAAGUUAAUCGAAUAGACUGCAAUUUUCUUCGAUUUGAACGUAUUGCUUAGCAGACAUACGAAUAUAUAUACACGUAACCGCGUUGUAUAUUUAUUGCUGAUUCAAUGUAAUACACUGUACACUCUUUUGACGAUGCGACUUGUCAACAAGAUCUAUGCGUGCCUACGUAUCAAGUUCUUACGUUAUUCGACAUUAUGGGCACACACGCACAUUUGUUAUUAUAAUAAUGUCCUAAAUAAACUGCUUAAAAAAAA